Procambarus clarkii (red swamp crayfish) is the source of this 1146-nucleotide messenger RNA. RefSeq names its product dehydrogenase/reductase SDR family member 6. Lineage: Eukaryota; Metazoa; Arthropoda; Malacostraca; Decapoda; Cambaridae. Gene Ontology annotation, molecular function: oxidoreductase activity. The record is from RefSeq and is a predicted model, not a curated record.
GGUAUGGACUUCCCUGUACCCGGGGUAUUCAGUCUUCCUCCUUCUGGGCACCCACACACACACACACACCAUGGCUGCUGCCGCUGCUGCUACUACUGCCCCAGGAGGGAGAAAUGGCAGACUUGCCGGGAAAAAGAUUGUGUUGACUGCCGCGGCUCAGGGAAUUGGAAGGGCAACGUUGGAAGCCUUCCUGAGAGAGGGAGCCUCGCUUGUGGUCGCUAUCGACAUCAAUGGCGAGAAGCUGCAGGAGCUGUCAUCGAAGUCAGGUGUGGAGUGCCGGGUGCUGGACGUAAGGGACGGGGACGGGAUUCGAGCCCUCGCUCAGAGCUUCACCGACAUCGACGUCCUCUUCAACUGCGCCGGGUACGUUCACCAGGGUAACAUUCUGGAGACCACGGAGGAGAGGUGGGACUAUAGCUUUGAUGUCAACGUCAAGAGUAUGUUCCACUUUAUCCAGGCCUUCCUCCCCCAGAUGAUCGAGAAGGGUGGAGGGUCCAUCAUCAACAUGUCGUCAGUGGCCAGCACUCUGAGGGGAAUACAGAGCCGUUGUGUGUACGGCGCCACCAAGGCUGCAGUCAUCGGACUCACAAAGGCCGUGGCUAGAGACCAUGUCCGCCAGGGCGUCAGAUGCAAUGUUAUCUGCCCUUCUCCCGUGGCCACUCCAAGUUUCACCGAGAGAUCCCAUGACUUGAACGACUCGGACAAGGAUCACAUUGAUUACAUACAGGAUAUUAUGAUUGGUCGCCUAGCGUACCCAGAGGAGGUGGCCAACCUGUGCGUGUAUUUGGCUUCUGACGAGUCAUCAUACCAUACUGGCAAUGUGUUCACCAUUGAUGGGGGCUUCUGUCUCUGAGUACACAAAAUGCUACAAAUACCCAACACUGGAAAUCUCCAGAAGAUGCGGAAAUGAAGAUCUCAACUUGUCAUUCUGAAGUCUGGUUGCUCUGAACCCCAGAAACACUUUUAAAGUCAAGAAUAUUUGGAAAAAAUCUUCUCACAUUUUGAUUGCUGUAGAACAUCUGGAAUGCCAUGAAGAAACUCAAACUAUUUCCCAACCUAACCGGUGUUAACCCAUUUAACACAUCUGAGAAUUGCAAGAUAAUGUAUUUUUUCUGUGAACAUAAAUUAUUUUCUCUGCUCACUCUA